This is a messenger RNA of Corylus avellana, 1045 nucleotides long. RefSeq names its product Surfeit locus protein 2 (SURF2). The record is from RefSeq and is a predicted model, not a curated record. Lineage: Eukaryota; Viridiplantae; Streptophyta; Magnoliopsida; Fagales; Betulaceae.
AGUGCCAACACAUACAAGGGUUCUCUGUUUCUCACACUAGGGUUCUCAGACACUGUAGCAAUGUCGACGAGUGAAGAGCAGGGGUCGAAGAAGGAGAAGGAAGGGACCGACCUGCUGGGCUCACCGACCUUCACGGAGCUCGAGAAUGGCCGCUUCAAGUGCGUGGAGACCGGCCACGAAGUGCUCGCCAAAGACAAAGAGUCCUAUUCUCAUUCCAAACGGUGCCGUUUGGGCCUCAUCGACUUCGCCUUGUCCCAUCAUAAACCCCCUCUCAAUAUGUUCAAGCAAGACCCUCUCUCCCGUUCAAAGUUGAUAUGCAAGCUGACAGAAGAUACCAUCAAUAAGUCCGAGGAACAUAUAUGGAAGCACAUCAACGGCAAACGAUUCCUCAACAAACUAGAGGAAAAAGAAGCAGAAAAGAUAACCUCCAAUGGAAUAGUUGAAGAGCAGGGUGAGCAGAAGGUGAAAAAAGCCUCUAAGCCAAGGACAGAUGGUUUGAAGAAGAAGAAGAAGAAGACGAAGAAAACCGAGAAGGAGGAGGAGGAGGAGGACAAGGGCAAGGACAAAGAAGUUGAUGAGAUCAUCUCUGAAGUUAGAAAUUUGUCUGAUGAGGACAGUGAUUCAGAAGAAGGUGAUUUCUGGAUGCCUCCAGCAGGACAUCGUUGGGAUUUUGAUGAUGGAGGAGAUCGAUGGGGUUCCGGUUCAGAGUCAGAGGAGAAGAGUGACGAGGUUGAUGCAAUGGAUGGUCCAGCAGAAGAGGGUGGCAAGGAGACAGAAGAGCUCUCUACACGGACAAAGAGAAUGUCCAUAGAAAUUGGACCCAGCAGUUUUGCUUCAAGGAAGAAGAAGAGUAAGAAGAAUGACACAGAUUAAUUUGCUCAACAGUAUAUUGCCAGUGAGUAGGUUUGGUAAUAUUAACAAUUCCCCCUCGAUGUCAAUUAAUUUUGUUCAGUAGAUUGUAUGAAAACAAAUAUAAGACUGAGUUUUUUUUUUUUCUAAUCAGAAGUUUUGUUGGUAAGCCUUCUAUCAAAUUCUGGUGCUGUAU